This is a messenger RNA of Dermacentor andersoni, 1961 nucleotides long. RefSeq names its product SEC14-like protein 2. The record is from RefSeq and is a predicted model, not a curated record. NCBI's taxonomy places the organism in Eukaryota, Metazoa, Arthropoda, Arachnida, Ixodida, Ixodidae. Gene Ontology annotation, cellular component: cytoplasm.
CGCCCGCGACCUUGGCUCGUACGUAGCAGCGAUGGAAGCAGAACCAGCGGGCUACUCGGAGGCCUGAUUCGCGUGUACGCGAUCCGCGCUCACUCGCUCGGCGCUAGCGUGCUCCGAAGGCCGUCAGAACCGCCUGGAAUCAGCGGUGCCGGUGUCACUUGACGGGGAGCGGUGCGUGUGGCAGCGGACCGGCAGUCAUGAGCGGCUACGUCGGUGAUCUCUCGGCCUCGCAGCAAGCCGCGCUUGACCGGUUCCGGAAACGAGUGUCCGAUGUCACCAAGCCGGAACACACCGACCACUUCCUGCUCAGGUGGCUGCGAGCGCGGGAGUUCGAUGAAGUCAAGGCGGAGCACAUGCUGCGAGAGAGCAUGGCCUGGCGGAAGAAAGUGGGCGCCGACACCAUCGUCACCGACUACCAGCCUUCGGAGCUCUUCCUCAAGCACUUCCCGGGUGGCUUCUUGGAAUGCUCGCCGGAAGGACAUCCCUGCUACCUGCUGCCUAUCGGAAGCGUAGACAUCAAAGGCUUUCUGGAGUUGGUCCCGGCGGACGACAUCAAACGACACACCCUGUAUUUGCUCGAGAAUUUGAUGGAUCGCCUCAAGCGCAGCACGACGCAGAAAAAGAAAGUGAUGGAGACUGUCUUCUUCAUCGCCGACUUUGAGAACUUCACGCUGCGGCAGAUCUACUCGUGGCAAGUCGUCACCUUGCUGACGGACAUGCUAAAGGCCUACGAGGACAACUACCCGGAGAUUCUCGAAAAAGCUUACGUCAUCAACGCGCCACGCUUCUUCCCACUUCUCUGGAAGUUCAUCCGACCCUUCCUGACACAGCGCACGGUCGAAAAGGUGGCCAUCUAUGGCACAGACGACUGGAAGAAGGGCCUCAUGGAGCGUUUCGAUCCUGACUUCAUGCCGCAGCACUGGGGCGGAACCAUGGUGGGACCGGACGGAGAUCCUCGAUGUCCUCACUUGGUGUGCCCCGGCGGCGAAGUUCCCGCCUCGUUCAGGGAGGAACUGGCCAAGCGGCGGAUUUCGCGCGAGGCCGGCGCGUGCGUGCAACGCAUCGAGCGCCGUUCCCGCUGGGAGCUGCCCAUGCGCGUGUCGCGGUCCGGCGAGCGUCUGUCCUGGAGCUUCCAGACGGCCACGGGGGACUUGUCCUUCGGUAUACGCUACGAGCCUCCGUUCGGGGUCGGCGGGGUCGGCGAGUACCUGAUCGAGCCGCAGAGGUUGCCCACCUGCAGCCUGGUGGCCGAGCGCGGACGCCUCGUCUGUGAUAAACCCGGAACAUACGUCCUGGAGUUCGACAACUCUUACAGCUGGGUCAACAGCAAGACCUUGGCCUAUAUCGUCGAAGUCCUGCCACCGCAAGACGAGAACGGACUUGAUUCGUCGUCGCUUUAAUGGACUGUCUACAUUACUGUCACAUAGCAAAAUCGAGAGUGACCUAGCUCUACGAAGAAAAACGCAGAGGGGGUCAUUGCCCGAAGCAUACUCCGGCCACCAAGUCGCCGUGCCACUCUAGCAAUGCAAGGCGGAGCUACACAGAGAACGGUGACAUUCGAACUUCGUUGCCGCGCGACAGACGGGCCUGUUCCAUACUGGCGACCUAUACCAGAUGACAUUACCGGUGCUUGCACGGUGCCUGGUACUCGUACAAACCACAGUCUUUGUGGCGCAUGGACCUUAAACUUGCCCAAGUGGCAGCGCAGAAAUGCUACCAGCGAAUGAGAUUGUUUUUGUGCUUGGUGCUCAGUGGUACUGAAAACGCACUGCUUCAUGGACACUCAAGUACAUAUUCUCUAAAGUCUCCUGGGUAUGCCAGUGGGAAGCUUUAACGCCCAUCGCAUAUCUUGCAGUAUUCAAAUUAUUCGCUUAACGACACUCAUUUUAGGGUUAUGUUUCUCAAUUUUUGAACUUUUUAUUACUAUCACGGAGUCUCAGUAAAGAUAUUGCACAAACGCG